Molecule: messenger RNA, 954 nt
Organism: Aspergillus versicolor CBS 583.65
Lineage: Eukaryota; Fungi; Ascomycota; Eurotiomycetes; Eurotiales; Aspergillaceae
Product: putative 3-oxo-5-alpha-steroid 4-dehydrogenase
Exons: 3
Coding region: 1-954 (317 amino acids)
Biological process (GO): dolichol-linked oligosaccharide biosynthetic process; polyprenol catabolic process
Cellular component (GO): endoplasmic reticulum
Molecular function (GO): 3-oxo-5-alpha-steroid 4-dehydrogenase activity
Source: RefSeq, a predicted model, not a curated record
AUGGACGCGGUCGACGCGCUUCGAGCUUUUUUCCUCUUCGCAGCUUGCAUGAUCUUCUCUGUUAGUCUGCCCGCUUCACUUCGGUCGCGCUUCAUCCCUUAUGGCGCUCGUGCAACAUCAACAGCUCCAGUCGAGUCGGAGACCUCUGCUUCCACGCCGACCCCAAAGUCGACCUCAGCCUCGCCCUCGAGGACGUCCGCGGUAACACGCGCCCUUGAUUAUGUUGCUACUUUUAGAGUCCCUCACAGCUACUUCACGCAGUUCUACGUCAUCUCGGUGCUGUCGUCGAUCUUCUGGGCUCUGCAGCUUCUGUCUCACGGGCGCGUGUUCCAGGCCUUUGCGACUCGAAUCCGGGCAGAGCACAUGCAGGAAGCAAUCUCGAUAAAUCAAGUUAUGCUGUGCUGUGGCUUGAUGCUGAUCCACGGGGUGAGACGGCUAAAUGAGUGUCUGAGCUUCUCAAAGCCGUCGUCGUCAAAAAUGUGGUUCGUUCAUUGGUUCGCAGGUAUCGGCUUUUACCUAGCGGUGACCGUUGCAGUCUGGAUAGAGGGAACAGGGACAAUUCUUACUCAUGAACUGAGUCUAGAUGACUUCAACCUCACGACACGUUUCUCUGGCCGGACGCUUCUGAGUAUUCCCAUCUUCAUCCUUGCAUCGGGUAUUCAACACGAUUGCCACCAUUAUCUAUUCUCAUUGAAGAAGUAUACCCUACCUACUCACCCCAUGUUCAGCAGGAUCGUAUGUCCACACUACACAGCCGAGUGCAUAAUAUAUCUAUCCCUGGCGCUGCUAGCCGCUCCAGAGGGCGAAACCGUGAACAAAACACUACUCUCUGCUCUUGUCUUUGUCGCGGUUAACCUGGGCGUCUCUGCCUCGACGACCCGAAAAUGGUACAAAGAAAAGUUUGGCGAAGCCGCAGUCCUGGGGAAAUGGAACAUGAUUCCAUUGGUUUACUAG